GUCAAGUUGCUUGCUCGCCCUCCCUCUUCCACUGCUCUCUCCGUGUGUGAUGGGCGUGUUGUGUUCGAAUCUCCCACGGGGGUUCAGGUUCAGUCCGACGGACGAGGAAAUCAUCGACUACUACUUGAGGCCAAAGAUCGCUGACAAAGACGAACAACUUUACUUCAUUCCCGAAGUUCAUUUCUUCAAAUGGGAGCCCUGUGAGUUGCCAGAUUUAUCGGGCAUAGAGACAAAUGAUCCAGAGUGGUUCUUCUUCUCGCCACAGGACCUGAAGCACCCGAAUGGGAGUCGAUUGAACAGGGCAACCAGAGGUGGGUACUGGAAAGUGACUGGUAAGGAUCAAGAAAUCUUGUCCGGAGAGAGCUUGAUUGGAAUGAAAAAGAUACUGGUUUUCCAUGAAGGGCGUACUCCAAACGGGAAAAAAACUGAGUGGGUCAUGCAUGAGUACCACGCAACCCUGAAGGAUGGCACCGAUCCCGAUGGCGAUCAGAAAACCUUUGUCCUCUGUCGUUUAUUCAAGAGAACUAACAAUGGUCGAAAGCGAAAGCACUCUACCGAAGCUGGACCUGCCAUGUCUAAACGAAGGGCGGCUUCAGAAUCUCCUCAUUCUGAAAAUUUUGAUGGAAUGCCACAAGUGAUAGCUGAUGAGGUUGAUCUGCAACCGGAGAGCAGCCUUUGGACCCCCUUAACUUCACUCUCCGAUACAGCUGCCAAAUCUUCUCCUGAAGAAGCAGAGUCUGAACAAACCCAGGUAGAUUGGAAAAUGCUCCCUGACCUGCUGGAAAUCCCACUAGAUUGGAACCGCAAUACACCUGCCGUUCAAUCAUAUGACAACAAUUUUGAUGCUUACUCUGCAGAGAAUCAUAUGACAGAUGAGGAAGCACCAAAUAUGUUGUUAGACCUGGAUUGCAACCCUUCACUCCCCAAUACACCUACCGUUUCAGUAUUAGGAGAGGAAGCUUUUACUGUUUGGUAG
Corylus avellana is the source of this 976-nucleotide messenger RNA. Its product is annotated as NAC domain-containing protein 91-like. Gene Ontology annotation, molecular function: DNA binding. Gene Ontology annotation, biological process: regulation of DNA-templated transcription. NCBI's taxonomy places the organism in Eukaryota, Viridiplantae, Streptophyta, Magnoliopsida, Fagales, Betulaceae. The record is from RefSeq and is a predicted model, not a curated record.